This is a messenger RNA of Caenorhabditis remanei, 1242 nucleotides long. RefSeq lists its product as uncharacterized. The record is from RefSeq and is a predicted model, not a curated record. The transcript has 6 exons. Gene Ontology annotation, molecular function: ceramide cholinephosphotransferase activity; sphingomyelin synthase activity. Gene Ontology annotation, cellular component: Golgi membrane; endoplasmic reticulum membrane. The coding region runs from base 1 to 1242 and encodes 413 amino acids. Gene Ontology annotation, biological process: ceramide biosynthetic process; sphingomyelin biosynthetic process. Lineage: Eukaryota; Metazoa; Nematoda; Chromadorea; Rhabditida; Rhabditidae.
AUGGUGAAAACAGUGGAGUUUUGCGAAAUAGUACCAAGAAGUUUUCAAUAUUCUAUUGAGACCGACGACUCGUUGUGCGGUGACGAGGAACGUCAACACCACACAAACAUCAAUCACAGCAACGGUAUCGGCGGAGGAGGCUGUCACCAUCAAAGUAUCACAAGUAUGGGCUCCGGGAGCAAAGGAGGCGGCGGCGGCCUCUCGACAGUGAUCAGUGCUCGUGGAGCCCCAGAAGACACGGAGGAUACGGAGAGUGGCGGCGGCGGCAGUCGACGGGGUCCUCAAUGGCUGAAAUGUCUCUUUCUCGGUUGUUUUCUUCUGAUUGCCGGAAUUUCGAAUUGGGCGGUGAUAGCGUACACACACGAUUAUGUGCCGAGGCAGCCACUUCCCGAUGUGGUAUUCAGUUUGGUUGGAGAGCAGCGGUGGGCGUCGUCAUUAGGUGACGCAUGCGUGGCCCUCUGCAUCGUCCUUCUCGGCGGCCUACUCGUCAUCCACAAACACCGGACGACAGUGCUGAAACGAGUGAUCUUCUGUGCUGCGACACUCUACGCAAUGCGGUCCAUCACCCUAGCCGCCACUCAACUACCAUCCGGAUAUACUGACAACCAGGGACGGUGUCGCGAACAAGUCGAGUCGAAAGCAUCGAUUUUCUUUGGACGCCUUUUCGAGCAGACGAUACGAAUCGGGUUUCAGAGCAAAGACCAAAUGCUAUGCGGUGACCUCUUAUUCUCGGGACACACACUCGUCAUGGUGACGUGCUCCCUGGCGGUCGCCUACUACCUCCCGAAAUCCAUCAAACCUCUUCAAUGGUUGGCUCACUUGUCGUGUUUCAUCGGAAUGAUUUGUAUGAUCAUCUCGCGAACGCACUACACCAUCGACGUGAUCAUCGCCUACUGGUUGAGCAAUAUGGUGUUCAGAAUCUACCACGCCUACUGUGAACUGGACAUGUGUAUGGAGCGUCACAAGAGCAUCCUGUACUCGUGGUGGCCAUGCAAAAUUAUCGAUUGGCUCGAAGAGGACAUUGUGCCCGGCCGUCUCGACAACCGUUGCAGUUUUCCGUGGUCCCGGUGGACACGUCGUCGGGGGAGCGGCGGACGCGAACGGGGCGGAGCCCGGCACAACGAGCCGGUCUCGAGUGACUCGUCGUCGACAACUUGUGAUACCACUACAAAUACUACAACAAAUCAUCAUCAAAAACAUGUUUCUAUUAGUUCCUCAUCGACCUACCCACUUCCAUGCUGA